AUGCACAAACUUACCAAUGAGCUGUCAUCUUUGAUAUUAUCGGAAGGUUUGUUGGAUUCAAUAUGUCACAAGUUGUGUAUUCCAACGCCAAGAUCAUCAGUGUUUGAUGGAUGGACUAUUAUUCUUACUGGUGGUGGUGCUGGAAGUAAUAAUAGUCCAACGGCGGAUUCCGUUGAUGUCAAUCUUAUAGAACAACUGAUUGUCGCCUGUGGUGGGGAAAUCGCCGUGGAGAUAACACCUUCUUUGCUCAACAGACGACGGGGAAAUAGUUGUGAUGGAAGUUAUGCACAAGAGUCGGCAAUACAGCAAAAUCGGCAUAUAGCCUUAGUUUCAACGAACUGCUGUCGUACAUUUGCAUACUUGCAGGCGCUUGCUACGUUGGGUAGCAUCCCGAUACUAUGUACUGAAUGGCUACUGGAUGCAUGUCGAGAAGAUGCCAAGACAUCAAGUGGAGAGUCUCGUAAUUGGCCUCUCCACUUAUUACUCACGUAUCCUGGCCGUUAUGAAUUACCUAGAGGAUUCAUAUCUGGAUCCUUGGAACCAGUUAGUUGGUCGUCUAUUUCUGUGCACUAUCGUUCAUCUGCAUACGCGACAAACCCUCCCCCGCUUCCUCCGCCUCCUUCUCCUUCAUUGUUUUCUUUAUGCGGAAAUUGGGCAAGCAGAGAAAUUACUUUUUGCCUAGGCGCAAUAGUUACCAAUGAUAGGGAAGCCUUUGGAUCCGGUUGGUUGAAUAUUGUAUCGAUUGCAUGUGGAUUGAUCAGUGAAACAGCUGAAGGUGUUAGUUGUUCGUCGCCUAGCCAAAUUCCAAUAAUCCCUGUAUCUGAGGCAUGUAGACAGCUUUCAAUGAUGUUUCCGAUAACCAGAUGUAACUAUGGAUGUAAAUCUGUUGAGCAAAAAGUGAAUUUCGUCCUAGUCGACGAAACUGAA
Molecule: messenger RNA, 927 nt
Organism: Trichobilharzia szidati
Lineage: Eukaryota; Metazoa; Platyhelminthes; Trematoda; Strigeidida; Schistosomatidae
Source: the annotation of a GenBank genome assembly